UUGUGAAGUGCAUAUGAUGCUACAACAUCAGAACUAGUUAUGAUGUGUUUGAUUCAUUCUUCACCUUAUCAAUAUUGAGCUGAAAACUGUUGAGGCAUUUUUAAUUUGUGAAUUGUUUGUUUUGAGAUUUUGGUUGUAAAUACCACAAAUAGGAUAUUGGAGUUUAAUAUCUUUCUGUCGCUAGCCACAAUAGUUAACAGAAUAAAAGUUUCACCCUUUUUUGUCAGCGUUGAGUUAAUUUUUCAGAUUUGUUGAGGCAAUCAAAACAGAUAGGACUGGUGAUAUUUAUCAUUAUUAUUGUAACACAAUGAAUGUAGCUGAAGUUGGGCAUAUGGAAGUUUCUUCACCUGCAGUUAGUCAGACUGGAAAAUCUGCCUGCCCUGAACAAAGCGAAUCAGGACAGAUACAUGGAAGUGUAUUUAGUGAAGCAUCAGAGCUAAGACAUCAACUUGGCUCUGAAACUAUACGAAAUGAACAAGGGGAAAUCAGCUUUUCUAAAAUUGUGACUGAAAGUUCUCUUACUGAACCACUAGGACCACCUCCUGAAGAUGUUAGCAAAAGUGGUCAGGCUGGAGAAGAUUCAUCCCCUCAACAAAUUACAUCAGAAAAUUUAUAUGAUUAUAAUUCUGCAAGCCUUAGUGAACCAUCAUACCAAAAACAUCAGCUUGGCUCUGAACUUGUACAUAAUAAACCUGUAGAAACCAGCUCUGCAGUAUCCAGUUGCGCUGAUAAGAAAAAAUUGCAACCAUCUUAUGAAAAUGCGACCAAAAGUUCUCUUGCUGGACCAUUGCAGCUCCAUCCUCUAGAUGUGAGCAAGAGUAUUGAGACUGGAAAAAUUUUAUCAACCCAACAAAUUAUUUUGGAGCAACAUGAUUCUGAUUCUGGAGGUCUACUUGGUGAACCAUCUGAAGGAAAAGAUCAGCUAGCCUCUGGACUUGUACAGACUAGAUCAGUAAAAACAAGCCCUACAGUGUCCAGCUGUUUUGCUGACAAACAAUUGCAGUCAACUUUUGAGAAUGUGCCUAAGAGUUCUCUUACUGAAUACUUGGGACUGCCUUCUGAAGAUGUUUUCAAGAGUAGUCAUGCUCAAACAAGUUUACUUCCUCAACAAACUACAUCAGAACAGAUGCAUGAAUCUGGUUCUGCAAAUGAUCUUGUAGAACAAAAACAUCAGCUUGGUUCUGAACUUAUGCAAAGUGAACCAUUAGGAACCAUUGUUGCAAUGUCUAGCUGUGUUAAUGAACAAAUGCAAUCAUUUUCUGAUAGUGUGGCCAAGAAUUCUGUUACUGAUCCUGUGGAACUGCUUUGUGAAAAUGUGAGGAGGGAUAGUCAGAAGGGAAAAAGUUCAUGCUCUCAACCAUCUAUAUCAGAACAGACAUAUGAAUUUGGUUCUGGAACUGGUGAAUCAUCAGAACAACAUCAGCUUGACUCUGAAUUUGUACAUAAUUUACCAGUUGAAACCAACACCGUGGUACCCACUUGUGUUGUUAUUGAACAAUCCGAGCCACACCUUGAAGCUGCAAAGAAGAGUUCUCUCAGUGAACAAACCGGCCCACCUCCUGCAGAUUCCAACAAGGAUCUUGGCACUGAACCAUUGGGACCACCUCCUGAUGAUGUGGCCAACAAUUCUACUCUUGAACAGUUGGAAACACCACCUAAAAAGACAAUCAAGAAUCCUAGGCGGUUGGGUCGCAGGGAUAAAAGAACACCAAAUUCCUUAAAGAAAAAAUAUAUGUUGAGGUCUUUGGUAGCGAGCGAUAGAGUUCUUCGCUCACGGACACCAGGGAAGCCUAAAGCUCCUGAAUCAAGUAAUAAUUCAGCACAUGUUAGCUCUGUGGAGGAGAAAAAAAAGAAGAUUAAGAAGAGAAGAGGGAAGAGGGUUGUAGCUGAUGAAUUUUCAAGAAUCAAGUCACGUCUCAGAUAUUUACUGAAUAGAAUAAGCUACGAGCAAAGCCUGAUUGAAGCAUAUUCUAGUGAAGGCUGGAGAGGAAGCAGCCUAGAAAAAUUGAAGCCGGAGAAGGAGCUUCAACGGGCCACGUCUGAAAUAUUUCGACGCAAAUUGAAAAUAAGAGAUCUAUUUCAACAUAUUGAUUUGCUAUGUGCUGAAGGAACGCUUCCAGAUUCUUUAUUUGAUUCUGAUGGACAAAUUGACAGUGAGGAUAUAUUCUGUGCAAAAUGUGGAUCGAAAGACUUGUCUGCAAAUAAUGAUAUUAUACUCUGUGAUGGUGCUUGUGACCGUGGGUUCCACCAGCACUGUUUAGAACCGCCACUGUUAAGUGAAGACAUUCCCCCUGAUGAUGAGGGUUGGCUAUGCCCUGGAUGUGAUUGCAAAGAUGACUGCAUUGAUACACUUAAUGAGUUUCAAGGAACAAAUCUUUCCGUUACUGAUAGCUGGGAGAAGGUAUAUCCUGAGGCUGCUACCGCUGCUGGACAUAAACAGGAUCACAACUUUGGACUUCCUUCAGAUGAUUCUGAUGACAAUGAUUAUAAUCCCUGUGAACCAGAUGAUGAGAAAGUUGAGGGAGAUGAAUCAAGUUCUGACGAAUCUGAAUAUGCUUCUGCAGCUGAGGAUUUGGAGGCUCCAGCUGAGGAAUUGGAGGCUCCACCUAAUGAGGAGCAGUACCUGGGGCUUCCUUCUGAUGACUCAGAGGAUGAUGAAUAUGAUCCUGAUGCUCCAGAUCUUGAUGAGAAGGUUACGAAGGAAAGUUCUAGUUCUGAUUUUACGUCUGACUCUGAGGAUUUUGCUGCUGUACUUGACGAGAACAGGCCUUCGGGAGGUUCUGGUAGAAAAAGAUCAAAAACUGGUGGAAAGAAGCAGUCUUUAAAUGAUGAGCUGUUAUCCACGAUAGACACAGAACCUGGUCAAGAUGGUUCUGCACCUGUUUCUGGAAGAAGACAAGUAGAAAGGCUGGACUACAAAAAGCUGCAUGAUGAGGAAUAUGGAAAUAUUUCUACUGAUUCAAGUGAUGAUGAAGAUUGGAAUGGUAUUGCUGCACCAAAGAAACGGAAGAGAACUACUGGAGAAGUUGCUCCCGUGUCACCAAAUGGAAGGACUCCAAAUGGAAAGAAUAAUAAGGAUAUAAAGCACAACCUGAAAGAGACUGAUCGUACUCCUAAGAGAAAUACUCGUCAGAAGGCAAAUGUUAAAGAUACAAAUAAUUCACCAAUGAAAUCUCCAAAUGGCUCUGGUAAAUCUGGUUCUCGUGGUAAAAGAACUACAUCAGCAUAUAAAAAACUUGGAGAAGCUGUGACUCAGAGACUCUACAAAUCAUUCAAGGAAAAUCAGUAUCCAGAGCGAGCUACUAAAGAGAGCUUGGCACAAGAGCUAGGACUCACAUUUCAAAAGGUUAGCAAAUGGUUUGAGAAUGCUCGUUGGAGCUUUAACCAUUCAUCACAUAUGGAAGCUCAUAUGGCUAAUAGUGCUUCAAAGAAGGAUACUCCCUCGCCUCAAAAAAACAAAAAAACGCUUGAGCCAGUACCAGAUAUGUUUACUAGAGAUUCCACUUGCAAUGGAGCCCCAAGCAAGGCAUUACCUAAGGAUAAUAUCAUCAUGCCAGAACACAGUGGGAAUUCGAGGGAUAGUGAAUUGGUGACUCAGGAAAGCAAUGAACGAAAAUCUACAACCCGAAGUUCUAGAAAGAGAAAGGGUAGGUCAGAAUCAGAUUGUCAGGCAUCAGGUUCGGAUUUGAGAAUUGAGGAGACAAAAAAGCCUCCAGCUAAAUCGCCAAAAGCUAAUGAAGUGCAAUCAGGUGGUGGAAUGAUGACAAGACGAAGGAAGUCACUUACUUGACAUUUCCAAUUUUAAUCCUUGGUUAUAAUUUUGAUCAUUCACCUCUUGCAACAGCUGAGAUCUUAUGAGAGAGCAACUGGCAUAUUGAAAGGUUUACUUUCUUCCCAGACAGCAAUACAAUUACCUAUGCCAUUUUUCUGUCAUUUGAUUAUAGUUCCCUGGUCUUCCUCUCCCAACUAAUUUUCCAUUUUUCUGUAAUUUGAUUAUAGUCUUAUGGUCUUCCUCUCCCAACUAAUUCACUUGUGGUGUCCUUAACAUAAUAAAGCUUCUCUGUAAAAUGUAGCUCACUUUCAUUCGUAAA
Molecule: messenger RNA, 4091 nt
Organism: Quercus robur (English oak)
Lineage: Eukaryota; Viridiplantae; Streptophyta; Magnoliopsida; Fagales; Fagaceae
Product: pathogenesis-related homeodomain protein
Exons: 8
Coding region: 308-3790 (1160 amino acids)
Biological process (GO): chromatin organization; regulation of DNA-templated transcription
Cellular component (GO): nucleus
Molecular function (GO): DNA binding; chromatin binding
Source: RefSeq, a predicted model, not a curated record